AUGUUCCGUUCUAUGAGAAAUGCCGUCAGAGGCAGUAACAUGAGAUCGUUCUCAACCGCAACAGGUGCGGUUUCUAACGGCUGGAUCCGCCGCGCAGGCGUUGCGGGCGCCGUCGCGACUGGUGUCGCUGCGUCCGCCGCUCUUUACGCCGACUCGCUCACGGCUGAUGCCAUGACCGCAGCCGAGCACGGUCUGCAUCCACCUGCCUUCGGAUGGUCUCACAACGGUCCAUUGGAGACUUUCGACCACGCUUCCAUCAGAAGAGGUUACCAAGUGUACCGUGAAGUGUGUGCCGCGUGCCACUCGCUCGAAAGAGUCGCCUGGCGUACGUUGGUUGGUGUUUCCCACACCAACCAAGAAGUGCGUGAAAUGGCCGAAGAAUUCGAGUACGACGACGAGCCUGAUGAGCAAGGUAACCCUAAGAAGCGUACUGGUAAGCUCGCUGAUUAUAUCCCAAGCCCUUACCCCAACGAGCAGGCUGCCCGUGCCGCUAACCAAGGUGCUUUGCCUCCCGAUCUUUCUUUGAUCGUCAAAGCUAGACACGGUGCUUGCGACUACAUUUUCGCCCUGCUUACCGGUUACCCAGACGACCCACCCGCCGGUGUUGUCUUGCCUCCUGGAUCCAACUACAACCCAUACUUCCCAGGUGGUUCCAUUGCCAUGGCCCGUGUUUUGUUUGAUGAUUUGGUCGAAUACGAAGACGGAACCCCAGCUACCUCUACUCAAAUGGCUAAGGACGUCACCACCUUCUUGAACUGGUGUUCCGAACCUGAACACGACGAAAGAAAGAGAUUGGGUCUAAAGGCUAUCAUUGUAUUGUCCUCGUUGUACUUGCUCUCCGUGUGGGUCAAGAAGUUCAAGUGGGCCGGUAUCAAAAACAGAAAAUACGUGUUCAACCCUCCCAAGAAAUAA
This is a messenger RNA of Lachancea nothofagi CBS 11611, 912 nucleotides long. Lineage: Eukaryota; Fungi; Ascomycota; Saccharomycetes; Saccharomycetales; Saccharomycetaceae. The record is from the annotation of a GenBank genome assembly.